AUGUUGGUUUCACAGAGAAAAGUGGAUUAUGGGGUAUACAACACCUGGCAUUCUAUUCAUUUGCUUUUGCCCACCUUCCAAGGUAACGUUGUUUUGUUGUUAGACCACCUUCUAUUAAAUUGCACUGUUCUACACAUUUCUCCCUGGAUCAUCUGUUCCACAGGAUAUUCUUAUAGGAGGCAUAUGUUCCUCAGAAGUGAUCAGCAUCGCGGGGUAAGGGAACGAGUGGCAGGCGGUGCGAAGACCACUGGUCCCGGAUGUCCAAAAUUGUCCCCUGGUCGUAACGCGUUAGAGAACAAUCAUGAAUUUUCUGCUUUCGUUGACCGUAUGAAAGCGAUUAAUUAUUCCUUUGCUACAAAAAAGAAAAGGGGCACUGAAGUUGAGAUAAUCACCAUCCCUAACAUAGUUUGUGAUGGUGAGGCUAGUGAGGAGGAACUGGCGGAACACUUUGAAGCGGAGUCGAGGUGGCUCGAUUGCUGCUUGCGUGAAUUUACGCAUCGGAGAGGGAGGUAUGGUUCGGUAAGUUUCCUUCUUGUGCGCAUCAUAAUAGUUUUAACCUUCCUGCUCCCCGCACUGUGGUAUUUUUGGCCGUUGUGGGAAGUACUUAUUGACGUAGAGUCAGAGUUGCAUUAUAGUAUACUGGGAAUACCUCAAGGAUCUGAUGCCAGAGCGAUUAAACGAGCUUACAGAGAGGCUGUGAGACGUUGGCACCCUGAUCGGAACCCCAACUGCGACUCAUGCCGUGUACAUAUGAUGAAGAUUCAGCAUGCACACGAUGUUUUACUCGCUAAAGGGAGCGAAAGAUACGAGUUGGUUGAUAGGUACGGGGAGGAACUUGCCCAACUUCGCUCGUUGGUCUUUUUCCGCCUGUACAAUAUUGCUUUUUACGCAGCGCAAGAUAUAUACUACUUGAUACAAGCUUUCAAUGGUGAUGCUCACAUAAAUGGAAGUAAGGAGUUUUCAUGGUUCCUUCAGGUGAUGUGUCGGACGUUGACAAUGGGGGUAUUUACCGUCUAUGAUACCUUAUUCAUAUCCGGUUUUCGCGUCAUUGUAUUACUCCAAGUUCUUUUUUACUGUGUAUCAUGUGCCAAAUCGUCCGCAGAAGAGUGGGAAAUCAUUGGCAUGGUAAAGCGCUCUUAUGUGGACCUUUACAGGGAAGCAAUGUUUUUCGCAGGGGGGCCGCUUAUUCUUCAUUGUCUUCAGACGUAUCAAAGUGGACGGAUACUUUGCUGGGCCGAUGCAUUUGAGUUCUUUCUCCAGUUAGCUUUUGGAGUUAUAUACGUCCUGUCACAUUUGUACCACAUGACUCCAAAUCUGUUGGACAACAUUUUUAUGAAAAAAUGUUCGAUACCCUUGUCGUACAUCAAACUGCCUACCCGACGGUUGUCCUAUUUAAACUUCAUUUGCACUGAAUUUGGGCUACUGUUAGAUGAUCUGUUUGCGUUUUCGUGUAGGGUGCCGUCAGUUUAUCGUUUGACUGUUAUUGUUGUGCACACGGUUUUUCUAUGCGAAUUAUUGUGGUUUCCAUGGGAGCCACCUAUUUUGUCCGUACCGGAUCGGAAAGACAAAGGUAAAAACGUGCAUCGUGAGGAGGAAGGGAAGCAUACCGAUACGGCCCCCCACCGUGAGGUAAUGGAAGAACCACCGAGGGCAAUCUCCUCAGAAGAAAUGGCUCUCCUUAAAGGUGUUGACAAUGAGGCGGUGAACUGGUUUGACGUCGUGUCGACUAGGUUUGCGAAACAAAUGCGUAGUGCCAUUCAUCGGUGCGCACAACAACGGCGUGCUUACAUUAACUUUGAUCUGGUUCCGACGGUCAACUCCCAGGAGGUCGCUUUUGUGGCCGUUACCCGAGAACAUCCGCGUGCCCCUUCUAAGGUCGACGUACUCUUUCGUGUUAGGGAUGAGUUCGCAAAUCGCAUGCUUACCACUCUGAGACCUCCGUUGGAGCAUAUUCUCGGCGUUCGUUUAACAGAUGCCACUCACUCUGAAAUCGUUUCGAGGCACGCACGCCUAUGGGAAGAAAACAAGAGGAAGAAUCCAUCGGAUACUUGGAGACGACGAUGUACCGAUUCGGAAGUGAAGGUGUCAUUUGAUUUGCCCAUGUUGUCUGCUACGGUAAUCUCUACGAUCGUUCUGUUAUAUCAUUUCCUCUAG
This is a messenger RNA of Trypanosoma brucei brucei TREU927, 2154 nucleotides long. RefSeq lists its product as hypothetical. The transcript has a single exon. The record is from RefSeq and is a predicted model, not a curated record. Lineage: Eukaryota; Euglenozoa; Kinetoplastea; Trypanosomatida; Trypanosomatidae. The coding region runs from base 1 to 2154 and encodes 717 amino acids.